CCCAAUCCAGCCUCUAUAGCCAGUGCAGUUUGUGUGCAGUCCUGCACUCAGGUGGAAACUUCAAAGCACGUCACACUCUCACAGCAACAGCAACAGACACAAAGCAGACUGAGGCAGCAUGAACUCGGGCACGGUACAGUAUUCUGGAGUGAAGUGCAGUGACGAAAUUUCCAGUGUGCUUACAGAGAACGACUAUUACUCCAAAAAGAAACGAUACGUGAAAAAAGAUGGAAGCUGCAACAUGGUUAUGCGGCACGUUCCAGAGCAGUGGCUUCUCUGGGUCACUGACAUCUUCACCACCCUGGUGGAGAUCCGCUGGAGGGUCAUGCUCUUGACAUUUGCCCUCUCCUACAUUUUAUCAUGGCUCUUUUUUGGAAUUUUGUUCUGGAUCAUCGCAUUGACCCACGGCGAUAUGAAAGACCCCAACAAUGAGCCGUGUGUUUAUGAGGUUCGAAGUUUUACCGCUGCUUUUCUAUUCUCAUUAGAGACCCAGACCACCAUUGGUUAUGGUUUUCGGGGAAUGUCUGAGAAUUGCAUGAUAGCUAUCAUUGUAGUUACCAUCCAAGAUGUCAUCAGCGUCUUCAUUGACACGUUUGUCAUCGGCAUAGCAGUCGCCAAGAUGGCAUCCGCCCGCAAGAGAGCCCAAACUGUUGGAUUCAGCAAUUGUGCGGUGAUCAGCUUACGAGACGGUCACCUAUGCCUGUCAUGGCGGGUCGGGGACUUCAGAAGAAACCACAUGGUAGAAGGUACGGCUCAUGCACAGCUGGUACGGCACCUGGCACACAGCACAGGAAAAGUUAACGUUACAUACAAAUAUCUCAACAUUGAAGAGAACAACAUCAUCCUGGCCACCCCAACAACCAUAGUCCAUAAAAUCACCCCUGACAGUCCUCUAUACAAGGUGAGCUUGAAGGACCUGAGGAAGGAGAGCUUUGAGCUGGUGGUCUCUUUCACCUACACAGACGACUGUACGGGCAUCCUACACCAGACACGCACAUCCUACAUGCCAAGUGAGAUUCUGUGGGGCCAGCAGUUUCAGGAGAUGAUCAGGGUCACCCGCAGGAACUACAGAGUGGACUACGCCCUGUUCAACCACACAGUUAAAGUCCUGGUCCCAGAAUUAAGCGCAGAGGAGUAUGACCUAAAGAAGUACUCUCAACAGCCAAAACACAAACCACUCCACAUAAGAUCUCCAACGGCAGCUGUGGAAUUGGUUAAUGGGAAUAGUUUUGAGGCAGAAAAAGCAUCCACAAGCAGCGCUGUCCAAGAACACGAGCUAUAACAGCGGCCCUGAUGCAUCCUGACUCUGCUAUAGCACUUUGAAAAAGGGCUUCCUCAAAGGGCAUCCCUAUUGUAUGAAAUAGCGCACUUAUAGUUAGAUUUAGACAAGGGUGUGCUGUAAGUUAGCAGGAAGAUCUUAAAAGUCCCUUUUAACACAACAGUAUAUGGAAUAUCACAUUAAAGCCCUGUCUGCACUUUUGACUUUAAUGAUAAUCCAAUUAGAGCACUAUAUUCAAAAUAAUAUAUAAGUUUUGUUUAAUUAGUAUUUUAUUUAUGUUGUAUAUAUUCUACGUGGCAUUCAGCAGCCUUGCACAAACUCAGCAUCACUUUAUAUCACUGAUAUCACAGAACUACUACAGAUUUGAUGGACAUUACAGACUCUUCUUCUAUGACCUUGAAGGUUCUUUGAUAUCCAGAGAUGUAAAAAAGGACUUCCUUGAUUGAAUUAUGAACCCAAACCUUCAACCUACAUAAGAGGAAAUGGAUCAAUUAUAAUGACAGUGACGUUAACCGGACCAAACUGUGGUCAGUCAGUGUGUCUCUUUGGCAUUAGCUGAGUAAGUGCAGAGCACUGUUCCACCUUAUUUUGCAAAGUGGUUAACCUUUCCAUCCAAACAACUAAUAAAAUCUUUUGGAAACAGAGCCCCAGUGGCAAUUUUCAAUAUUUACACAGCAUGCAUCAAAUUCGCCUUAGGACAAUCUAACGGUUGAUAAAUGAGUAUUUAGAAUUCAUUGUCCAAUGUAUGACUGUUGAAAGACCUCCCCUGUUGCAACCAAGCAAUUCUGAAAUAUUUACAUCAUAUUUUAAUAUAAAUGUAUUUAUCUUAAUAUUUAUACGAUGUUACAUUAAACCACUUUUUGGAGAAUCCUCAUAAAAUAUUAUUUCAAUAAAUUACUGUUGUUAUAUAUAGUCACGUUUUACAAUUGUUAAACCGCACACUGAUGUUAUCACACUGACCACAUCUAAUAAUUUGGCAUGACAAAAAAGUUCAGGAUGUCCUCUUCAAAACAGACCAGGACUCAAAACAGUGGCAUGUAUGGUCUCUGAGAUAUUAACAAAAAACAUAUGUCUACUACAGUGAAUAAAAUUUGCUGGGUCCCAGGAGGUUUUCCUCAGAAAGUGAAGUCUCCAGCCCUCCACCUUGUGGUUGGAUGCAGCGCUGUCCAAGCAUCGCCUCAAAUUAGGCUGAAAGGUAAACAGAGGCCGGACAGCUCAUGCACCACGUAUCGCCUAUAAAUAGUCUGUAUUAUUUAUAGACUUGAACAAGAAAGUAACUAAAAUAAGCACUUUGCAACAGCUUCACAAAUAAAAGUUUAACACGGCUCAUUAGUUAUGAUAAGUAAGCAGUGUGUGACACGCAGCAGCCGGGAAGGGCAAAGGCCUGCGGAACACUUACUGCUGGGUUUUCAUUGGACCACUUAUAAAGAGAUGGAGAAACAUUCCUCUGACUGAACAAUAAAUGAUCAUUAAUUACUUUCACAAUGGUCUUGAAUUGCUGAUUCCCAACAAUACAGUGCACAGUCAUUAUAUAAGAUAAAGAAGACA
Molecule: messenger RNA, 2827 nt
Organism: Labeo rohita (rohu)
Lineage: Eukaryota; Metazoa; Chordata; Actinopteri; Cypriniformes; Cyprinidae
Gene: kcnj16a
Product: potassium inwardly rectifying channel subfamily J member 16a
Exons: 2
Coding region: 119-1282 (387 amino acids)
Biological process (GO): regulation of monoatomic ion transmembrane transport; potassium ion import across plasma membrane
Cellular component (GO): plasma membrane
Molecular function (GO): inward rectifier potassium channel activity
Source: RefSeq, a predicted model, not a curated record